AUGGGCGAAGUUCGAGGAGCGGACGGUGGUAAGGUACCGGUGAUGUUGUCUAACUGUGCGGGGGUACAAUACUAUCGGCCCUCGAGGAUCGCCAAUGUUGGGUGUGGAGACAUCCAAUGGAAAGGCGGGAAAGAACGGGGUCGGCAAAGGACGCGGACGUCCCCCACCAGGCGCCUCGGGGCAGGGUCGCACAGGUCCCCGUCAAAGGACAGAGCCCGGUCUGCUCCUCCGAACGGGAACAGAUCGCGAAGUUGCAGUCUGGAAAGACCAUGGAAGGGUCCAGGAAUGUCCAGCAGGAUAGUGCGCAUGUACAUCAGAGGUCGACCAAUCACGAUGGUCGCUCCCAUAGAGGGCGGUGAGGUGAAAGAGACAGCACCACCAAAGAAAAGACUGGAACUUGACUGGGUCUAUGGUUACAACGGCAGCAGUUGUAGGGCCAACUUACACCAGCUCGGGUCGGGGGAGGUUGUGUACUUUAUCGCUGCUGUGGCAGUGUUGUACGACACCAAGGAGAAGGCACAGAGGCACUACUUGGGCCACACGGACGACAUCACGUGCCUUGCUGUUCACCCUGACGGUGUAACGGUCGUCAGUGGGCAAGUCGGGGGGCAUCGUAGGGACAUAGAGCUGCCGCACUAUGCCAAGCUGGAUCCCUACUUCAGCACCCCGGGCAGAGACAACUGGUACAAGUCCCGCGUGUGUAUCUGGGACUCCAGGACGCUACACACGAUAUCAGUCAUCGGCGCCGGACAGCUUCAGUUCGGGCCACGGGCGGUCUCGUUUUCCGUGAGGGAUGGCGGUUCACAACUGGCGAUCGCGAAUGAGAAUGGUGGCGGCACGAUGCUUCGGCUCUGGGACUGGAAGAAAAAACACGUACUCGCCGAGGCAAAGGCGACAACCGACCCGCUAUUUUUAACCGUAUUCAACCCAACCGACAACACUCAGCUGGUCACAGCUGGAAAAGGUCACGUGACGUUCUGGACUUUGAAGAAAAACGGACUUUUAUCCAGGAAAAACGGAAUAUUUGGGAAAUUGAAGCCAAAGUACGUCGAGUGCAUCUCCUUUACGCAAAACGGUGACGUCAUCACGGGAGACUCAAAAGGAAACAUAUUGAUAUUCAAGAAAGAUUCAAACCAAGCGGGACGUUCCAUUAUUGGUGCGCACAAAGACGGAGUGACGGCACUGUACUUGAGGAGGGACGGGACACUAAUAUCAGGGGGAGGUGACAAGAAACUCGUCCUGUGGGACCUUGACCUCCAGAAGCCUCUGAAAAUCGCCAAGCUUCCAAAGAAGACGGGUAAAGUCAGGUCUAUCUGCGUACUUGAUCAAGGAGGCUCUACGGUUGACAGCAACAUCUACGUGGGCACCACGGGCAACUGUUUGUGUGAGGGGAAGAUCGGGGGAGACUUUAUACUAACAACUCAGGGCCACCACUCGGAGCUGCUGACUGUCGCCACCCAUCCCUCACAACCCGUGUUCCUCACCUCUGAUGACCUCAGCCACGUUAUAUUAUGGAACGCUUCACUCCGACAAGCUGUUUGGCGAACACUGCUCAAGUAUCCCGCUCACUCAGCUGACUUCUACCCGGACGGUAAACUCAUUGCAGUUGGUUCUGCUUCGGGACGAUUGUGCGUGCUGGGCGCCAUGACGGGUGACGUCAUUUUCAGACGACAACAAGCCAGUGAGCAACUGGACUGUCUCAAAUACUCGCCCAACGGGGAAAUGCUUGCAGUCGGGUCGCAUGAAAAUUGUAUCUACGUCUACACUGUUCACAACAACGGUCGUUCUUACAAGAAAAUAGGGACGCUACGAGGCCAUUCUAGUUACGUCACGCACCUGGACUGGGACGUCAGCAGCAGGUUCCUCCAGAGCACAUCCGGGGACUACGAGCUUCUGUACUGGGACGUCAUCGGAUUACGUCAUGUUAACCACGCGUCCAGCAUGAGUGACGUCACUUGGGCGACACAGACCUGUGUGUUUGGAUACAGCGUUUUCGGUAUGUGGCCUGAAGAUGCGGACGGAACUGACAUUAACGCCUGUGCAGCUUCAAACGACCGUACCAUGCUGGCGUCAUCUGACGACUUCGGCAAAGUCAAUCUCUACCGCUACCCAUGUUCCACUCCUAUGUCUCCAGGCCAAAUCUACCCAGGACACAGCAGUCACGUGACGUGUGUCCGGUUCCUGUAUGAUGACAGCUACCUGUUAUCAACAGGCGGGGCGGACUCUGCAGUCUUCCAAUGGAGAGUGGUCAGCAAGGGAGCAAAGCUUCAUAAAUCCGCCAGAGGGCAGCCAUCAGCGGACGAUCUUGGUGUUUCAAAGUUGACAUUCAUCAAUGACCUUCUCGACGACAUAGUAAUAAGUGGUAAAAAUCAGGAAAAUGGUUCAUCAGCAUUACCUCACAGCCCUAACAACGAAAGAAACUCCACCAGGACAAGGCAAAGGAAUAACACCAAAAAUGAAAACCAACCAAGUGCACACCAGCCAAUGACGCCAAUACUCCAGACUGAUGAUCAAGCGUUAAUAGAUCAUAUUUUUGCCAUAAACUGAAGUGACAUAGUCAACUUUGGAAAAACAAAGAAAUUGA
Molecule: messenger RNA, 2584 nt
Organism: Branchiostoma floridae (Florida lancelet)
Lineage: Eukaryota; Metazoa; Chordata; Leptocardii; Amphioxiformes; Branchiostomatidae
Product: echinoderm microtubule-associated protein-like 2
Exons: 18
Coding region: 1-2547 (848 amino acids)
Biological process (GO): microtubule cytoskeleton organization
Cellular component (GO): mitotic spindle
Molecular function (GO): microtubule binding
Source: RefSeq, a predicted model, not a curated record